AAACGAGCGUCCACCACUUGAUCGUGUGUAGUACCUCAUUACACUGCGCCUUUGUUGAUGCUAUUCGUUUGGAGCUAGCUAGCUCAUUAAAGCUAACUUUAAAUAAGAUCGAAAUGAUCGUAUAUUAAGAACAUUAACGGGCAUCCACAGAAGCUUGAUAACUUUCACGGUAUAGCUGAACAAUUCUUCAACCAGUCGUUUCAAAAGAGCAGUGUGGACUGUAAACAGUAGCUAACCACAGCAAACUCAUCGUGACUACACAGACCUCGGUUACAUCCAUGUCGGCAUCGGAUACAGUGGAGAAUGCCUCCAUCUUAUCGGAGAGCGUGGCUCACGAGGGCAACCGCCUGUGGAUCGGUAACAUCGACCCUAAGAUCACUGAGUACCACCUGGUCAAGCUGCUGGAGAGGUUUGGGAAGGUGAAGCAGUUUGACUUCCUGUUCCACAAGGCAGGUCCUAUGGAGGGCCAACCUCGGGGCUACUGCUUUGUCAACUUUCACACCAAAGAAGAGGCUGAGCGGGCCAUCCAGUGUCUGAAUGGGAAGCUGGCCCUGUCCAAGAAGCUGGUGGUACGCUGGGCACACACACAGGUAAAGGUGGUCAGGGCGCGGCUGGUGUGGUGGAGGUUGGAGGGUGGAGGGUUGAGAAGGGAGGUUUUGAGAGGAAUGAACGCGCAGGCUAUUGCUGUGCCAUUCGGCUUCUCCCAUAAUGCCUCUAGGCGAGGAUUUGACCAAUCAUGGCCCUUCUACCUCCUGACCAUUGAUCUGUCCAUGGUGGGACUGUAAGCUAAGGAUGCUGAUCACUGAUUGGUUCAGAGCUGGUUAAAUGGUUUCUGUGUGGGAGGAGGCUGCAGUUCAUUCUCUGUAAAACAACUCUCUAUCUUAUUCUGUUGACUGGCCUUACGAUGCAUUGACCGGUACCUUUUCUUCAUUUUCUUCACGUUCUUCACUGCCUCUGUCUCCAUCACUACCUCUGUCUCCAUCACUACCUCUGUCUCCAUCACUACCUCUGUCUUCAUCACUGCCUCUGUCUCCAUCACUACCUCUGUCUCCAACACUACCUCUGUCUUCAUCACUACCUCUGUCUUCAUCACUACCUCUGUCUCCAUCACUACCUCUGUCUUCAUCACUACCUCUGUCUCCAUCACUACCUCUGUCUUCAUCACUACCUCUGUCUCCAUCACUACCUCUGUCUUCAUCACUACCUCUGUCUCCAUCACUACCUCUGUCUUCAUCACUACCUCUGUCUCCAUCACUACCUCUGUCUCCAUCACUACCUCUGUCUCCAACACUACCUCUGUCUCCAACACUACCUCUGUCUCCAACACUGCCUCUGUCUCCAACACUGCCUCUAUCUCCAUCACUACCUCUGUCUCCAUCACUACCUCUGUCUCCAUCACUACCUCUGUCUCCAACACUACCUC
Messenger RNA from Hypomesus transpacificus, 1423 nucleotides. RefSeq names its product RNA binding motif protein 18 (gene rbm18). Gene Ontology annotation, molecular function: RNA binding. The record is from RefSeq and is a predicted model, not a curated record. The transcript has 6 exons. Bases 279 to 785 code for a protein of 168 amino acids. Lineage: Eukaryota; Metazoa; Chordata; Actinopteri; Osmeriformes; Osmeridae.